Molecule: messenger RNA, 955 nt
Organism: Scomber scombrus (Atlantic mackerel)
Lineage: Eukaryota; Metazoa; Chordata; Actinopteri; Scombriformes; Scombridae
Product: ubiquitin-conjugating enzyme E2 variant 1-like
Exons: 4
Coding region: 43-501 (152 amino acids)
Biological process (GO): DNA damage tolerance; protein K63-linked ubiquitination
Cellular component (GO): nucleus
Source: RefSeq, a predicted model, not a curated record
AGCAGCAGCAGCAGCAGCAGCACAUCUCACUGCAGAGGCCAAAUGAUGCAGCAUCGUCGUAACCAGAUGCUGAAUUUAAGCGUUAAAGUUCCUCGCAAUUUCCGGCUACUUGAAGAGCUGGAGGAAGGCCAGAAAGGUGUGGGAGACGGCACGGUGAGCUGGGGUUUGGAGGAUGAUGAGGACAUGACUCUUACACGAUGGAGAGGAGUGAUCCUCGGCCCUCCUCGGACAAGCUAUGAAAACAGGAUGUACAAUCUGAAGGUUGAAUGUGGGCCAGGAUACCCAGAGUCACCACCGUUUGUCAGAUUUGUGACAAAGAUAAACUUGAAUGGCGUGCACACCUCCAACGGUGUGGUUGACAUGCAUGCGGUGACUGCGCUGGCCAAGUGGCAGAACUCCUACAGUAUCCGGAUGGUGCUGCUGGAGCUGCGACGGCUCAUGACGUGCAAGGAGAACAUGAAGCUUCCUCAGCCACCGGAGGGCCAGAUCUACAGCAACUGAGCCCCUGCUACUUUUGCCUCCAUCUUUUCCUUCUCUCCCCCCUACCACCUCCACCCCACCUCACCCUUCCUCACUCUUCCCCUCUCCCUGAAUUUCUGUUUACCUUCAUCCCGUCAUCCUCAUCCACCGCCAUGCGACAUUCCAUUGGCUGAGCGAACACACACAAGUAGUAUACAACAACAAUUACAGACACACAUAAACACACACACACAUACACACAUACACAUAUCUACACACACAGUUAUUGAGCAUUUAUAGAAGUCAUUCCUGGCCCUCUUCCCCUCCCUCUCCCAUCACUGGAGCUCUGGGUGGACUCGAUGCGACGAGGCAGGCGGUGUCCUCAGUCUACACCAGAUGUGAUCAUUCGAAUACUGUACAUCUUACUAAUCUUUUUUUUAUUAUUUGUUAAAAAAUUGCAGAUUGUACAAUAACAUAAAUAAUCUUAUUGAGUGUA